Molecule: messenger RNA, 823 nt
Organism: Rhincodon typus (whale shark)
Lineage: Eukaryota; Metazoa; Chordata; Chondrichthyes; Orectolobiformes; Rhincodontidae
Gene: naca
Product: nascent polypeptide associated complex subunit alpha
Exons: 8
Coding region: 67-714 (215 amino acids)
Biological process (GO): protein targeting to membrane
Cellular component (GO): cytoplasm; nascent polypeptide-associated complex
Source: RefSeq, a predicted model, not a curated record
AAUAUCUGUGUGAAAGAAGUUCAGUCUCUUUCUCCAGCCAUCUUGGAUUUGACGAGCUGAAGCAAAAUGCCUGGUGAAGCCACAGAAACCGUUCCUGCCACAGAGCAAGAAAUGCAGCAGCCUCAAGCUGAAACAGGGUCUGGGACAGAGUCGGACAGCGAUGAGUCGGUACCAGAACUGGAGGAACAGGAUACAACGCAGUCAGCGACACAGCAAGCUCAGCUUGCUGCUGCAGCUGAAAUAGAUGAAGAACCAGUCAGCAAAGCAAAACAAAGCAGAAGUGAAAAGAAGGCACGGAAAGCAAUGUCAAAACUAGGGCUUCGCCAGGUUACUGGGGUAACCAGAGUCACGAUAAGAAAAUCUAAAAACAUUUUGUUUGUCAUCACAAAACCAGAUGUCUACAAGAGCCCUGCAUCAGAUACCUAUAUUGUUUUUGGUGAAGCGAAGAUUGAAGAUUUAUCUCAGCAAGCUCAGUUGGCUGCUGCAGAGAAAUUCAAGGUACAGGGAGAAUCUGUUGCCAAUAUCCAAGAAAACACACAGACUCCAACUGUACAGGAGGAAAGUGAAGAGGAGGAGGUUGAUGAGACUGGUGUGGAGGUUAAGGACAUAGAACUAGUUAUGUCUCAAGCCAAUGUGUCCAGGGCUAAGGCUGUCCGAGCAUUGAAAAAUAACAACAACGAUAUUGUAAAUGCUAUUAUGGAGUUGACGAUGUAAGCAUCAGAAAAUGCAGGAGUGGGUAACAGUCCCUUUUUGGUGCAGCUUCAGUACAUUUGUACCAUUUAUAUUGAUAAAUCUCAAAUAAAUGUGGCUUGAAAUAGUUAAA